AUGACAGAUAUUUCUUCAAUUCUUCAAGGUGGAUAUCAUCAUCCGACGAUACGUGAAUGGCAAUCUGAGCGUGUUCUCCGAAAAUCCUCGUUAAUGUAUCCGAUUUUUGUGAGUGAUGUCCCGGAUGCCGAGGAAGAAAUUUCAACAUUGCCGGGUCAAAAGAGAUGGGGAGUAAACACACUUCCGAAACUCUUAUCACCCCUGGUCAAAAAAGGAUUAAAAUCUGUGAUUAUUUUCGGUGUGCCUGUCAAAACGCCAAAGGAUGCGACUGGUUCAAUUGCAGACGAUCCAAAUGGCCCGGUAAUACAAACGGUGAAAUUGAUUCGUCAUGAGUAUCCUGAUUUGUUUGUCGCUUGUGAUGUGUGCCUUUGCGAGUAUACUGAUCAUGGGCAUUGUGGGUGGUUGAAUCAAGAUGGCACACUCGACAAUAUUGCAAGUGUGAAGCGAUUAGCAGAGGUAGCCAUAAAUUAUGCGAAAGCUGGCGCUCAUUGUGUUGCCCCCUCAGAUAUGAUGGAUGGACGAAUAAAAGCGAUUAAAGAGUCAUUGAUUCGUGAAGGAUUAAGUAAUAAAGUCACGCUUAUGAGUUACAGCGCAAAGUUCGCUAGUGCCUUUUAUGGACCAUUUCGAGACGCUGCGAAUUCUGCACCAACAUUUGGUAACCGCAAGUGUUACCAAUUACCACCGAAUUCACGUGGAUUAGCACGGCGGGCUAUCAUUCGAGAUCUUGGUGAAGGUGCAGAUAUCAUAAUGGUGAAACCCGGAUUACCAUACCUAGACAUUCUCCGCGACGCCAAAGAAUUAAGCCCAAAUGUUCCGAUAGCCGUGUACCAAGUGUCGGGCGAAUUCGCCAUGAUUUAUCGUGCGGCCGAGGCUGGCGUUUUUGAUUUGAAGGUGGCGGUUCUUGAAAGUGCGAAUCUUAUUUUGACGUAUUAUACCCCGCAGUUGCUGGAUUGGUUAGAGAAUUGA
Messenger RNA from Ambispora leptoticha, 966 nucleotides. The record is from the annotation of a GenBank genome assembly. NCBI's taxonomy places the organism in Eukaryota, Fungi, Glomeromycota, Glomeromycetes, Archaeosporales, Ambisporaceae.